AUGCUGUCUCCAUACCUUGUUCUCUCUUUUUUCGCGCCGCUCGUUCUUGGGAAGACAACUGCUCCGAACUUGCAGUUGCAUGAAGCUCUCGACAACGUCCCUGCCGGCUUUAUGCUCAGUGGGCCUGCUGCACCAGACACGGUCCUAAACAUACAAUUGGCGCUUGUCCAAAACAACGUAUCUGGCCUGGUAGACGAACUAUACAGCGUCAGCGAUCCCUCCAGUGCCAACUAUGGCCAGUAUCUGUCCAAAGAGGAGGUAGAGGCUCUCGUAGCCCCUUCAUUGGACAGUGUUACUGCUGUGAAUAGCUGGCUCAGCCUGAAUGGGCUGAAUGCAACCAUCGCGUCCCCAGCGGGCGACUGGUUGGCAGUACAGGUUCCCGUCAGCAAGGCGAACGAGAUCCUCUCCGCGAACUAUUCCGUGUUCACGCACGUCAGUACCGGACUUCGAACCGUCCGCACGCUCGCAUACUCCAUCCCGACUGACCUGGUGGGCCAUCUGGAUCUGGUACGUCCAACCGUCUCCUUCCCAGAUCCUUAUGGAAGCACUCAUCCUGUCGCUUUCUCUCGUCCGGUAUCCGACAUAGACCUAAGCAACACAACUUCGUCUUGUGCCAAUCUCUCAUCCGUCACCCCUGCAUGCAUCCAGUCCCUCUACAAGAUACCCAGCACCGCUGCCACAAGCAAUUCUAAUCGUCUUGCAGUGACAGGGUAUGUUGGCGAAUGGGCAAACGAGGCAGACUUGCAGGCAAGUCGCAGGUCUUGCACUAUGUUCCUGGAGCGAUACCGACCUGACAUGAACUCGUCAACGAUGUUCAUGCUAGAGACAGUCGACAACGGUUCGAACAAUCAGACGCUGGCAUACGCUGGCGGAGAAGCGAAUCUGGACAUCCAGUACACUCUGGGCCUUGCUACCGGGGUUCCCACUACCUUCAUCUCGGUUGGUGGUAAUUGGUCCACUGACGGCUUUUUGGGAUCUCUCCUUGAUACCGCAAAUUACCUAUUGAGUCAGGAUUCCCCGCCCCAGGUCGUCAGCACCAGUUAUGGCCUGGAUGAGAAGCUCGUCUCCCCAAAGUUUGCAAAUACACUCUGUAAUGCUUAUGCUCAGCUCGGUGCUCGUGGCGUCUCCAUGCUCUUUGCUCCAGGCGACGCUGGUGUGGCCGGCUUUGACCAUACCGAAUGCACAACCUUCCAGCCCACAUUCCCUUCCACUUGUCCAUAUGUUACCUCCGUUGGCGGCACCGUUGGCAUCCCCGAGACCGCCGCGAGCCUCUCGGCUGGCGGCUUUUCGAACAUUUUUCCGCGUCCUAGCUACCAGUCCACCGCAGUGCCCGCCUACCUCUCCGGGCUCGGCAGCACCGACAGUGGGCUCUAUAACGCGUCCGGGCGCGGGUUCCCCGACGUCGCCGCGUACGCGGUCUACUACGACGUGUUCAUUGCGGGGGAGCUCAUCGCCGUGAACGGCACGAGCGCGGCGACGCCUGUGUGGGCGAGCGUCGUGACGCUUUUAAACGACCGCCUCAUGGCCGCGGGCAAGCCUGUGCUCGGGUUCCUGAACCCGUGGCUGUAUGCGGGCGGCGCGAGCGCACUGACGGACAUCGUGUCCGGCAACAAUAGAGCGUGUGCGAACGACACCGGGUUCGACGCCGCGGUAGGAUGGGAUCCGAUCACCGGGCUGGGGACGCCGGAUUUCUCGCUCCUUCAGUCGGCUGUCGGUCUGUAG
This is a messenger RNA of Postia placenta MAD-698-R-SB12, 1722 nucleotides long. RefSeq lists its product as hypothetical. The record is from RefSeq and is a predicted model, not a curated record. Gene Ontology annotation, molecular function: tripeptidyl-peptidase activity; serine-type endopeptidase activity. The transcript is spliced from 8 exons. Bases 1 to 1722 code for a protein of 573 amino acids. NCBI's taxonomy places the organism in Eukaryota, Fungi, Basidiomycota, Agaricomycetes, Polyporales, Adustoporiaceae. Gene Ontology annotation, biological process: proteolysis.